Molecule: messenger RNA, 14436 nt
Organism: Schistocerca gregaria
Lineage: Eukaryota; Metazoa; Arthropoda; Insecta; Orthoptera; Acrididae
Product: HMG box-containing protein 1-like
Exons: 7
Coding region: 208-1425 (405 amino acids)
Biological process (GO): regulation of transcription by RNA polymerase II
Cellular component (GO): nucleus
Molecular function (GO): RNA polymerase II cis-regulatory region sequence-specific DNA binding; RNA binding; protein binding
Source: RefSeq, a predicted model, not a curated record
CGCUGUAAGCAAAGGGGUUCUCAGUGUUUUGUUAGUAACGUAAACAAAAUAAAAACAGAUUCAUGGAAACGAAGCCACCAAAAAUGUUGUGAAGACAACGCUUACGAUAAGUCGAGCACCAAUGGGCUAGAAAAAAUAAGGGUAAACUUUAAAUACAUGUACAAAACGCAGGCAGCAGUGUUGCUGAUUUUCUGUAAUUCCAUUUAGAUGAUGAGUGACAACUGCACUUGCGGGAAUAGCGGGGAGGUAGGAAAAUGCGUCCGCUGUACCUCCCCUGUGCAGCCUACAGAUCUGAGUCUGAAAUGUCCGUCCAAGAAACUGCGGCCCAUACCACCGCCCCUCGAUCUGGCUGGUCAUCCACCCAAUGCGCUGAAGGAGUUUGCAAUAAUUGCAACGAGCCCAAAAAGCCCACUGAUGCAGAAGAGUUUACCAUUUCGUAAAAGGGCAUACAGCUUUUCAUGGAAUUCAGAUGUCACCCCACCACCUACUCCACCACAGCAGCCAGCACAAGCCAUUAUUACUGCCACCACAGUAAAAGUGGAGCUGCCUGCAAGUCCAAGUACACAGCAGGCCCAGAGCUCAGUUCUCAUGAGCCCAGCAUCCCUCACCAGCAGCCGUGAGGAUCUCCAUUCUUGUCCAUGGCCUGCUCCAGUGUGGCACUGCUUCCAGCCAGGAACACUAGUGCGUUUUAGUGGUGAUACAACAUGGCGACGGGCCGAGGAAAUUUCGGGCUAUCGCUGCGAGUGGCUACGCCUAGAAAUGGCAGCUGAACAAGAACGGACACAAGAUGGUGUGUCUACUGUACUUGCAUUCCGCUGGGAACGAGGUGAUCUGACUGCUCGAUGUUCUCGUUUACAAACAUUUUACACACAUCAUAAAGGUUGGUGUGCUGUAUGCCCAGAUGAAGUAUUGCAUGCAUACAGUGUAUCGUGUCACCUAUUGGAACCAGGAGAUAUAUGUUUACCACCUCCAAGAAACAGCUCCGCAUCUGUUGGCAGUAGCUGGCCAGCAGUAACAGUGAAAUCUCCAGAUAUAUGUGACAGUUUUCGAAGGUUUAGUUUUCCUCCUGAGGAGUUACCAACAAGUAGGCACAAACUAGUGUCUCCAAAGCCAGUGCCAGUACCUUCCAUAGCAGUGGAAAUCUCAUCUCCAGUGCCCUCCCCUGCAGCUGGACCAGAAACAGAGCGGGCAAAACGUCCUAUGAAUGCAUUUAUGCUGUUUGCCAAGCGUUACAGACUUGAACUUAUACAGUCGCACCCAGGCAAGGACAAUAGGGCAAUCAGUGUACUUUUGGGAGAGGCAUGGCGUAGCAUGCCUGCUGAGGAGCGUCAGAAGUUUGUGGAGGAAGCACGACUCCUGGCCCAGGAGCAGAAGAGGCGCCACCCUGAUUGUUGGAAGCGUAAGCGGUCUCAUUCCACCAGUUAGCGAUGUUCCAUAAAGUAUGUACAUUUGCAUUUAUUUACUUGUGCAUUUAAAAACUUGAAGCACCCCAUGAAGGAAUGGUUGGCUAUAUCAGUUUUCUGUGGGCAUUAUGCUGUUCGAUAUUUUCUGUCAUGACAUAACAUACGAGACAGUGAGUGUGGUGUGAUCCAAGUUACCCUUUAUGCAGCCUCUCGAAUUUUAAUAAAGCAGUAAUAUUUUUAAGAAAAGAAGUGUCUGCUGGAAUGCUGUUAUAGUUAAAAACAAAUGUUUCAUCUUUGUCAGCAGUUAAACACAUUAUCAAAAAAAUGAAAUGUCGUCAAAAUCUUUGCAGGUAACAUAAAUAUUCUGAAUGACUUACAUAGAACAAUAGAUACUUGAAAACAAGGAAACUGAAUGGAAUAUUCUCAGCUACUUCGUCAGACCUGAUGACUCUGUAUCCUACAUAUUAAAUGUUGAUGACAUUUUUUCCCGAAUGUGUGCAAAUCAUUACAAGAUUAUUAUUGGUAAGCCCUUAGGCAUUUUUUGCACUUUAUAGUCCUGCUCAGCAAAUAUUGUAAAUUUAUUUGCAUAAGUUCAUCUACAUGGGGAGAAGGACAGAAAGACACCUGAAAGUUAAGAAUUGAAAUCAGUGAUAGUCUUCAAAGUAAUAUUCUUUUUAAGAAGAUCAAAUAAUGAUGAACAGAUCCAGAAAGAAUGAAUUCAUUCAUAACAUUGGUGGAAAGGAGGUGUAAAGAAAGAAAACUGAGUAGGAAAUAAGAAAACGGUAAUGUUUUAUGGAAUGAAAGAAGACAUUAGUAGGUGAGACAACUGCACACGAAAGAGGUAAGGUGAAGCUGAAGGAAAGAUGAAACAAAUUUAAAGAUACAUGAAAAUGAUGGUAACUAUUUUAAAACCGUGGCACCUUUUAGCAAAUACUCAUCAAUUUCAUAAUUAAGUCAUCAAGAUACAAACUACAGACUGUCUUCUUCAGACUGUUACCUGUGUUGUCACAAAAACACAGUGCACAUACUAAUAAGUCAAAUGAAGUUUCACCAGAACUUGCCUCCAGGAGGUGCAGUUUCCAGUGUUACAAGAGAACAAUAAAAAAUUAGUCACAGCACUCCUUGAUUUCAAAGUACGGCAUUUUUCUUCAGGGAGGAGGAAAAAUAUGGUUGGAAAAUGGGAUGUCCUGGCACACAAAACAAAACUCAAAUUACAAGGAAUCGAUAUCUUAAUAUGUUAGUAUAUCUUUUGACAAAUUAGUCCAUGUGGCACUGUACUGUAGACACAUGUGCUUAUGUAUCUGACCCAAAAUUAUUUUAUUCCUGGUGUAAAAAUUAAUAAUAUUCUCAUUUACAGACAAAUAAAAGUUAACUGUAAAUUAAGAAACUUGUAAUUGACAAGAUGUAAAGCUGUCAGUAAAUUUUGUAACAGACCCUACUUGAAAUACGUUUCAGCAAACUGCACUAAUUUUUUAUUCUUCCUGUAAAAGUGGUUAAUGUGAUGUAUAGCUCAGUGAGACAUUCAAGUACAACAAAAUCCAGUGUGCUGGACAGCAAACGAAUAUAAUGGAGUUCCUACUACGUUCUACAUUUAUUUUUAGGUAAGAUUACCGCCACUGUUAAUAUCAGUUGAACACUGGACCGUAAAUCUCUAAACCAGGAACUUGUCUAAGAAGACUAGUAAAAGGAUAUAUAUAUAUUCCACCAGAAAUGAUAACAUGGUACAUAUAAAAUAAUCAUCCCAGAAACAUUAUUAUUUAUUCACCAUUGGAUUAUAGGUAUAUUUCUUGUGUGAAUGUUACGGUCAUCGGGAAUCACUCUUAUGAUAUAAGAAUCAAAAUAUGAAGAAAAGGAAAACCCUCACCUGCAUAUGAAUAAUGAUUGCCAUAUAACCACAUUGACAGAUCAGAAAAUGAUACUGGGUUUUGAGCUAUCACCAUUGUAUUUAUGUUGUAAUAAACAGUAGCUGUAAUUGUCGGGAAAGAUUAAAGGGAACUAAGGACAAAUAUUGCAGCUAGUGGGAAGUACAUUUAGACACUGUGAAACAUUCAGUUGUCAAAUGCUAAAAAUAAUGAACUGCAUUGGUGAGGUGGUGGUGAUGGAAAAAAUAUGUCAGUCGGCCCACUGGACAUUGAAACCGAAUUAGGUGACUACAAAGACUGCCAUAAGUGCAAAACUCCCAUCUUGCAAAAAAGGAGUAAAGUCUAGCAGUGGUACCGUUUAAGGAUUAUAUAAGGAAACCAGUAAGCAUGUUAAGGAAAGCCAUUGUUUUCUAACUUUACUUUCAUUUUGGUGAUUCAGUUCUUUCUAGUCAAUAAAACUCAACUUACUGGAACAAACAUUAUCAUCUAAAACAAAUUUAAUAUCAUCUUGUAAAUGAGAUAUAAUCUAAGAUAGUGUACAGGUUCUUUGAAAUGGCACUUGAUUGCAUGUCAAGCAUGAUCUUUAGUUGUAAAAGUAUUGGUAGACAGGUUAGAGGUAAUAACCAAGAGAAUAAAUUGCAUUCACAGUGCCAUUUUUAUAGUGAAAGAAAAAAAUAUGGAAGUCAUAUUUCAUUGGGUACUUCUUGGAAUACUGUGCUGAUCUGUGGCCAAUAACUAUCUUAAUAAUACCAGGACUGCAAAUGGCUUUUACUGUUAAAAUUUUUGAAGAAGGGAAUUGACUCAACUCAGUUUAUUUUCACAGCAUGUGUAGAUUAACUGAAAAUUUGCAAUGAGGUGUGCUCCAGUGCUAUGAGGAAUUUGUAUUGCACUAAAAUGAAUAACUUAAUUCCAGUCGAAAUAGAAGCAAGGAACAUGUGAGCUGAUGAGAAGACAUAUAGUAUGCCCUUGAUAACUUAGCAUUACUCUCAAUGAUAGCAUACCAAGAAAGAAGAGUAUUAUUUAAAAAUUUUACAUGUGCUGAAGCUGCCAGAGUAAAUUUAUGCAGUUGUCUCAAAGUUUUGUCAGAUACAUGUCUUUGUUGCUUCUUUCUUCAAGGGAACUACACAAGCAGUGUGUGUAUGAACCUAUGUGAACUGUUAUUCCUUUGAGAAGGAAAGAAAGAGGUAAAACCAUUGAAGUGGACCUGUAAUUGUAAUGUCCUAACUCUUGUAAUUUAUCACCAACAGCAUUUCUUUCCCGUUUCCUAUCUCUUCCUUCAGUUCCCUGAGGAAUCAUUCAUAGCUGUUCAGCAGACAUUGCAAUGUUAUAUAAUUGUUAGGUAAAUACUUGACACUGUUAGCAAGCUGUUAUAACAAUGAAAAUAAUCAAUUAUUGGCUGUAUAAUGUAAAUGGAUAGAUAAAAAUCUACUCACCAAAUGGCAGCAGGGCUCCCCUGCUGCCGUUUAGUGAGUAGAUUUUUUAUCUAUCCAUUUACAUUAUAUUGUUAGCUGUGUUGGCUAUCAGAAUGUCUCCACUCCCAUUGUAAUUUCAUAUUUUGGAACAGUGCUUGAAAGGGUUUAUGUUGAGGAUUUUAAAAUACUUUCCCCCAUUUUUAAAUUCUGUGUAGCUUCUCAGUGGAUACUAUUCUACAAACAGCUAAACUGAUGUAGCCAUUCCAUUUCUAAGGAAUGAAUUAGUUUGAAUAUAUUAUUCCAUGACAAAGGUUUUUCUGAUGUACCUCCAGCAUUAGAAAUGUGUAAGCUGAUAGUAACUAUUUGCUGCUGCAAAUGUUCUCGGAACAUACUGUAAUGUCUUCCUGUUGCAACUAGUAUUCAGAUUGAGAGUAUAUGAUAAUUUGACACACCUGUCAAUUUUUUUACUUUUAAAUAUAAAAAAUAUCAAUUCAUUGAAAGUUAUUUUAAAUUAUCAACAGUCAUACUGUUAUAUGCCUAAGAUCUUACUUACCUCGUGGAAUUAAAUAUGAAGUAAAUGAAACACUGUGUGAAUGCUAGUUAACGUACAGAGUCUGGUAUUAUGUCUGCUUAAGGCCCGAUUAUUCUCAAGCAAUGCUUUUCAGAAUGUGCUUUUAGGGAAAAAAAAAUCAAGUUUAUCAACUUAGUUAUCAUUCUUUAAAACUGAGUUGGAAACUGGAUACUAUGCCUUUUUAUUUACCACAUUUUUAAUUUAUGUGACAAAGAUGUUACAAUACCUCCAAAUGAAACUGACUUUACAUUGAUGUCUCAUUUUUCCUUCAUAUUUUGAAGGUACAAGAGUGUACUUUUGGAAAUCAGACCUCAAAAAUGAAUUUAUUGUCAUUGUAACUGAUCAAAUUCAGGAUACCUUAAUUUUAUAAUUUUCACAGAUCAUUAGUUUUAGGCAUUAUUAUUGUGUCUGUAAAAGUGUUGCAUUGUUCUUUUGUUUUUACUUAGUUUUUUAUGUCAUUUAAUAAAAAUGUCAUUCCUAGUUGAGUGGUUUUAAGUACUGGACAUUUAUUAAUGAUUUUGUAAUAAUAGACUUGGAAAUUUCUGUGAAUAAUUAGCCAAAGGUACAUGAAUUGUGAAUGUGUAAAUGUAACUAUGCAUGUGGUAAAAAAGGAAGGGUGCAUAACUGCACUUCAGUUUUUGUGAUUCUGUUUGUCCUUGUUGAUUAUCAGAUCAUAGGAUUUUUUAUAUCUGCCAAAUUGUUGACAAGGGUUUGAAUUUUAUUGUUUUCAUAAUACUUUAAGGAUUUAAAAAAAAAACUUACGAAGUAUGAUAAUCAGUGGUUAUUUAACUUGCUGGUUUAGUUAGAAGCUUAUAUAUUGUGUAGCUGCUACCCUGCCAGUUUACUGUUUUUGUGGUUUCCCUGUAACCGUUUAUGUAGCUGAAACCCACUAAGCAAAAUGAUUUUCUUUUAUAAUAUGGCGAAAGGAUGGAGUCUAAGAUGUACAAAUAAAAGAAUACUUGGCGCUGACCUGUUUGGUCAGAACACAAGAUCUCACUUGUCCGGGGCAAGGACUGAUCUCGUAAACUAAUGUAAGCCGUGUCUUUCAUACAAAAAAUUGUCUUCACUAAUACAUAGUGUAGUAUUGUAAAUACUAACAAUGUGGAAAAUGAAGUUGUCAUAACUAAAGAAAUAAUACUCUUGAGAGAGAAGACUUCUCCUUGGCUGUUAUUGUGCUCUCUGUGCAAAUUGUGCGUGUCAAACUAGCAUUUUGUUAUUUUUGCAGUCUUUGUCUGCAUUAUCUGUUUUGUUGCAAUGCAAUAUCUGAAAAAUUAUUCAUGUAAAGCUUUAUGUGUAGUAGCUUUAUGAUAGCUGGAAAAACACAGAGGCAAAGCACUUAAGAAUUUACUGUAAUAAAUAUGUCAUCAAUCUGAAGGUUGGUUUGACCUUGUUACUGCUUUACAAGGCAUGUUCUCUUUGUCAAUUGUAGGUAUUUGUAGCUGUACCUACAGUUGACUCGGAAUUCACACUGUGUUGUUACGGGAUUUUCUCACAUACAUUAUUAAUUAAGAGCCCAGAAAGUCAUGUCAACUGUUUGGGGAAAAAAAGGAAAAGGAAAAAACCAUGAAUAAGCAGUGCCAACCACAGAUCACUGUAUUUUGUACCAUUACCCGCAGAAUCAUUGCAUUUCAUAACUGGUCCAAUGUUCUGUUCCUGAAAACUUUUCACAAAUAUUGUACCCAAGAUUCAUCUUUAUUUCAAGAAACUUAUUAGUACAAAAUGAUAAUUUGAGAGCAGUUUCAGAACUGUGCAGUUUCUUAAUAUGAGCUACUCAGAACGUGUUUACUCACUGGGUAUAUAUUAAAUAUAAUGAAACACCUACCUUUUCAUUUUUGCACAACACUCUUCACAGCAGUGCAUAUUUCCAUCUAUAGGAGUAAAGUUUUGUAGGCGCAAUGCUGUCAUAUUUUUGUCUAUAGCUUUAAAUUUUUCUAAUAAUUUUUGACAUCAUUAUGGAACACACUGAUCAUUCUUAAAAAAUUAAUUAAAAGCAGUCCAAAGCACAAUAAGUUUUUAUCUGUCAUUCUGGUUACCACUUUUGGUCUUUAAAAUCGUCCUCAGACCAAACUCUGUGAAAUAUAUAAAAUUUACAAUGGGUCGUGUAUGACAUAUGCUUAGCAACAUUAGUUACGAUACAAAAUGAUGAUGAGAGGAGCCAGUACAUGUAGCUGCAGUGUAGAACUACCAGAAUCUUCACUAACUGCUAAUUCUGUAGCAGAGGCUAGGGGUCAUGAUAAUGUAGCCACAGCCACCAUUACUCAAGUGAUACUUAAUUUUUUUUUAAAAAAAAAAAAAGUAAAAUCCACAAAUUGCAUGUGUGUAAAGAGGAAACUCUCAUACAGUACAUGAAAAUGUAACAGAAUGUUGGUUAGAAUCUACUAACACAUUUGAAAAAUGUUUAAAAGGCUGAUAGCAACAGCCAUAAUAUUCAAAAACUGCACUCUUGUCAAGUACUUGACUGAGCUAUUAGCACACUCACUGCCUUGAAAAUUGUUAGGAAAUUGUUACUGUAUGUCUGUUGGAAUGACACUAGUGCCACAAGUGGAAAAAAGCCAUCUGUAAGGUUGGCGAGGCAGUAAAUUUGUCCACAGGGCAGGGGUGCUGCCGGUGACAGUACUACAUCAGUCAGGCAGAAAAAUUUAGCCCAAUAUGGGCGGAUGGGGUGGGGGAAUAUUGGGCAAUGAAACUGUCAUGUAAUGUACUGUUUCAUACAUCCCCGGUUCCUUAGGAAACUAAAGAAAGACAAAUGUGGUGUCAUUUGUUAGUUAGAACUGAUGUUAUAAAAACAGUGUUGGAAAUCAUUAUAAAUGAUAUUAUUUUCUGACUCAUCCAAUAAUGUAUUCAGAAGUGUAGCUUUCUGUUCACUAGGAGUGCUGAAGUUGCAGUUUAUAACAAAAAUGAGCAGGAGUGUCAUGACUUUAGACUGUGGCUGUUAGAUAGUGUUAUCGUUGCCAUGGUGACCAGCACAUAUCUUCUUCACUACGCAAUGAUCUUCUGUGCUAAGCAAGGGCUAUAUUGUGUAGAACACCAACAUUUGCCAUGGAGAUGCCAGUAGCUUGUGCUGCCAGCCUAGUUGUAGCUUCUCCUACUGGUGCGCAAAUUUAGCUUUAUAUAGUAUCCAGUCACAAUCUGUCCAUUUACAUACAUAUGCAACCUGCUUGUUAAAAUUACCAAAAACAGUUGAAAACAUAUUGCAAUAAAAUAUAAUAAGAGCUUGGAUGAAACAUUGCUAUCUGUCACAUAGUUAACUGAACUAUUAUGUUGCUUAGGUGACUGGCACAGAAAGUCCUUUCUAUUGAGCAUCAAAUACAUUAAGCAGAACACAAAAGUUUGCCACAAUGCAAUCCAAGAAUUGGUUUUGCCAGAGAUUGAGAAACAGCAGUUCACGUACAAGGGAAUUCGGUCAGUUGACCUGAGUGGGAGGGAGACUUGCUGUUCCAUCUGCUAACUGAAAGUCUUGUGUCAAUCUUAGCUUAACAGAGCCUUGGAGCCUGUAACUUUUGACUUCUGCUGAAUUUUGCCCACUGAUAUUUCUCCUCUGUAUGCUAGGGCCAUAAGUUUUAUUUUGCAUUCUCCUUUGAUCUCACAUGUCCCUGACAUGAUAAUAUGUCAGAGGGCUUCACGUUGCAUCCCUCUGGCCAGACAUGUCUGGCCUUCAGAGCAUUCUUUGGCAUCACCAAAGUUUUGUCUUUACUUUCAGUAUUGUUUAUAGCAUUUGCCUUUUAGCAAUGAAGAUGCAAAUAAGCUAGUGUAGCGGAUCUAUUUGUUAACUGUAUUGAAUGUAAAUUUUUUGAAGAAACUCUGGAAAUUAGAGCCAAAACUAUUUGCUAUAAAAGAUACAUUAAUGAUACUAGAGUAGUUUAUAAAGGCACUAAAGAGGAAAUCAGUAAAAUUACACUAGAUCGUAUGCAUCCUAAGAUGCAGUUCAUGGUCGAUCACAAAUAAGUAGUAAUUAGCUAAUUUCCUGGACUUGUCAAUUAUAGAUAAUAAAUGUUACCAUCAGUUCAGCAUUUUUAGAAAAUCUAAACCUAUAGAUGUGGUUAUUAAUGCAAAAUCAUGUUACCCUUUAAAUACAUAAAGCAUUCUUACAUUUAUUGUUCAUAAAAUUUUAAAGUUACCUAUGGAUCCUGUAGAAAUCGAAAGGGAGAUGCUAAUUUUGAAGAAAAUUAUGAGAUACAAUAACUGCAGUACUGAAGUGGAUGCCAUUCUACGUGGGCUAAAACAGAGACUUUAAAAAUGUCAACUAUAGAAAUACCCCGUUUUGUCAGUACUACAUAUAUGGGCAGUGUUUCAGACAAGAUAGGUCAUUUAUUUCAAAAUAGAAAUACCACCAGGAAUAUUUUUAAAGAUGAAACCGAAACACACUGUAGAUAACCACUGUAACAGAUUUUACCAGUCCAGUGUUUACAGAAUUAAAUGUAAUGUCUGGGAAAAACAAUAUGGAGGACAAACAGGCUGAUUUAAAUAAUGUACCACAGGAGUAGCAAGCAGUAAAUUUGUAUUUGGACAGCACUUUUAAGUAGCGAGUACCUACGUGACAGUGUAAAAAUGUUUCAUAAUGCUCUGAAAAGUUAAUUAUUAGAUGCACUAGAAGAAAUAUAAAUUUACAGCCACCACAAGAGUUCACCUCAAGGAAAAACAUUUCUAUGGCUAACUAAAUGAACUGUUGUAAUUCGCCAAACUGCUCUUCUGUUUUUACAUUUUUAACAUCUUUUGUAAUGCAGAUAAUAUGGCAUACUUAAAAGAACACAGUUUUUAAAUAGAUUCUAAAUGACAGAUGUGUACGCACAGUAGUCAGGAUUUAUAAUGAGUUUCUGUUUUAUUAGAUUUGUAGGAAAUAGAUACAAGUAAAUAAUAUAACACUUGUAAUUGUUUGUUAUCAACACACUGUAUUUGAAUGAUUUGAUUAGUAAGAUAUUAUAUUUUAUCGUAGUAUGUUUUAAAUGAGUUUAGAUAAUAUUAAUGUAGCAAAUUGUCCUUGAAAACGAGUAGAAAGGUUGUGGUUAAACAUUACAGUGGCAAGACGUCUCCGAACACAGAGUACUGGACAUUGGACAACACUGCAUAGGCCUAUCAGUGAAGGAAGCUACACUUAUGACAAUAACACUAGUUUAUCUGUAUUUCCAUGGCAUCUGUUAGAAGACUGCUUAACAUAUUCAUUGCUCAACAAAAAGGGCUUUCUUUGUCAGUUACCAUGAGAGCCUAAACACAGCCUAAUAGUUCAGUUAACUAUGUGACAGAUUGCAGUGUUUAGUUGGUGCCGUUAUUAUAUUUUAUUGAAAUGUGUAUUCAGUUGGUUUAAUAAGCAAACUGUGUAUGUAAGUGAACAGGUUUUGAAUAGACACUGUGUAACACUUGAGUAUUGGGUGGCAGUACAAGCUGAGUGGUGUGUCUGUGGUAACCAUCUGCAUCUUGCACAUCACCACAUUUGUGUAGCUGGAAAGAUCUGUGCUAACGACCACGGCAUGGGAUAGACAAUCAAACAGCUCAGUCAAAUGUGUGACGGGGGGCAGUUUUUAAUACUCUAGCUGUUGCUAUCUCCUUCAAAAUGUAUUAGUAGAUUAUAAGCAAUAUUCUAUUACAUUUUUUGUACAAUACUAGCCUUUUCUUGUUAAAUAUAUGCUGUUUGUGAAUUUUGAUCAUUUUUACUAGGGGUCUUGUGAGGAAUGAUGAGUGGAGUUACCCUAGCCUUUGCUAGUUAGUUAGCAGUUAGUGACAGGUACCAAUCAGUUCCACAUACUGGCUCUGUGCACUGGCUCCUCAUGUCAUCUGGGCAACACCAAUGAUUUUGCAUCAUAACUGAUGUUGCUUUUAACGUUAGUUUUCAAGGUUAUUAAGCAUGUGUCAUACAUGACCACUUGUAAAUUUUAUAUAUUUCAUGAUGAUGGUCUGAAAGACAACAACCAGAAUUACAAAUAAUUUAUUGCAACCUGGACAGCUUUUUAUUAAAAUUUUAAGUUUUUCAUCAUUUGCUACAACAAUAUUCAGCAGUGAAAAGUAACUCUUUCGCAUUUAUUCCCCUACACAGAGCAAAUAGAGGUCAGGUCUGAGUGGUAAAGUGGGGGGAGCAUCUGUACAAGAAUUUAUUGUGUGAAGUUCAGAGUGAUCAUAUGCUGUUUGUACUGAGGGGUUGCCAUAAUGGUAAGGAAAAAAGUUUCUGUGAUUAAAUCAAACAAUGGAAGCUCCAGGUAGGAAUAUCAGCUAUGAAGGAAAAGACAGGUUGCUACUUACUGUAAAGAAGACACACAGACAGGCACAAUUAAGACAUGCAUACAGCUUUUGGCACAGCCUUAGUCAGUAAAUGAAGCGCGCACACACACACACACACACACACACACACACACACACACACACACACACACACACACACACGACCACCAACUUCAGCAUCUUGGGCUGGUGUUCCGGACUGAGAUGCUGGAGUUGGCAGUCGUGUGUGCAUGUGGUGUUCUUGUCUGCUUUAUGGUAAGUAGCAAUCUGUGUUUUCCUACAUUGUUAAGUUUCUGUGAUUAUUCAGCCAAGUGCCAUUAAAACUUUCUUCCCCCUCUACAUUUUAAGAGGUUAAUUGUCAUCACAAAAGACUGAAACUAAUAACUGAAAUUCUGUACAUUAUUCUAAUAGUCUGCAUUUCAUCUUCAGACAAAUUAUCACAAAAUCAUGGAACAUUCCCUUUAUUAAAUCAUGUAAACAUUUUAUGAUACCAUUCCAAUUGGAGAACUUUGUGAUGACCUGAGUAUGUAAUUUUGCAAACCUGCUUUGUGAAAUAAUGGAGGAUGCCUAAAUUUGUUGACAUGUUACCUGGUAAGUUCCCUGCGCAUGCUAUGAGCAAAUCCAAUGUUUUCUGUCAUGAGAAACUGAACAGACUCUGGGCAGAUAAUCUAGUUAGAAUGUUAGGGCAGAGCAUGAGUGAAGUUAUUCACUCAAAUCAACUGAAGUGGCAGGCUAGUUUAUCUGGGUUCCAUUCCCCAAAGUAGUUGUAGUUUCCCUUGCUUAUCAGGCAAAAGGCAGUCUCCAGCCAAAUAUUUACAGUUGGGAAGUCCUUUCUACCACUCAGUUUGCUGGUAUUUGCUUGAGAAGAACAAAGUUCUACAACAGUCUAUCCUACCCACUUCAGUAGGGACAAGAAAAGAGAAUGAUGUAUUGAAAGAUAUUGCUAAUGGAGGAAAUAUGUACUCCUUCUUCAGUAUCAGCACGAGUGUGCUCUUCUAAAUGGAUAAGUGCUUCUUCUUGUGACAGUAUAAAUAUCUAUCCUGCACAUUAAUAGCUAAUUUCAUUUCAGAUGUAAUAGAUAUUUUGUAAUGCCAGUGCUACUAUUGUAAUUUUAUUUAUGAUAACUGUCUUCCAGAUCCCCAGCUACCUUAAUGUUACUCAUAUAUUAAACCAGUUGGUACCUGGAUUUUAUAAAGUAUGCAAUAUUGUAAUAGCUACAGUUUUCAGCAGAAACAACAUGCAAAACAUUGAAACAGAUGAGCACGUAGAAGGCACGUAUUUGUUAUGUUUUAAUAUUGAGCACCAAUGAUGUUAGUGUAAUGCAUUCUCAGAUGAAUACAGUGCAGCUAGUGUGUAAGCAAUCUUUUAAACAUUUGUUUGUACUUGCUGCUUUUGCAUUUUAUCCUUUAAACAAUAUAUUUUAGAUCUUUUUUUUUUAAUAUUCUUGUACAGAAAUAUAAUACUCUUUUCUUUUAUGUUGUAUACUAGUUACAUUUUGUAUAUUAAUAGCAAUUUAUUUAGUAUGCCUACCCAUGUUUGCAAAUAUUCCUGUAGAUGAUGCUCAUGAUGACAGUCUGUUAUAUGCCAUGAAGUCUGUCAUUUGCUUCUUGUAAUCUAACUACUUUCUUAACAUGUUUUUCAAGAAUCACGCGAGAGAACUGUCCUACAGGAAUAGUUUUGCAUGAGACAUGUAAUAAGAAGAAAAUAUAAUGCUUUUAUAGUUUAGUCUUGCUUCAUUAUAUGACAGAGAUCUCAUAUUUAAAGGUACAGUGUGAUCUCAAAAACAUUAGCCUCAAUAAGUGAUCUCAAGCAGUCAUGUCCGUUGGCAUUUCAUUAAUUACAUGUUAUUGUGCACUGCCACAGCCUCUUCAGUUUCAUUUGUUAAGUUUCCUUAUAUUGUGUAGUAUACAAAUUUAUAGCUCUCAUUUUAUUAAAGAUGUGUUAGUUGUAUUGCUAUGUAUUCUGAUUUUGCUCAGACCUUGCAUCUGUGGUUUACUGUUGGAACAACAAAAGAAAGUAAAACAUUGUCACAGCAGAAACAUUGUUAAACUCUCCCUUCACUGUAGUGCUUAGUAUCCUGCUCAAGAUAGCUCCCAAAAUAAUUUUUAAAAUGUUCUCUUACUUUCAUCCUUCGUAAAUAAGAAAUUAAAUCUGUGCAGUAUAGCAAACAGAAAACUGUUGAUAGCAUCAAAAACAGUGCAGCAUAUAACCCGAAAUAUUCCUCUACUAAAAACCAGAAAUUCUCGCCUUUGUAGCACAAAAGGCAGGGAAGAGGUGAUGUGAAAUGAAACAGAGGGGGGAAAAAAGGGUAGGUCAUUGAGAAUUCCAAUUCAAAGUAAAUUAUAUAAAGGAAGAAAUAACAGCCAUACCAUUAUAUGUUUUCUGUAGUUUCCUGGAACCUUCUGUUUGUCCAAAACAUGAGGUUUUCAAUGUCUCAUCCUUCCUCAUCAAAAUGCCAGCUACAAUUUAAAACUAACAGUGGGAUGUUCUGUGCAUCUUUUUAUGUCUCCAAAAAUAAUAUGUCUUCUUGUGGGAAGCAACAUUGCUGCAGAGAUUCCCAUGAACUGAAAUACUCAUGGCUGUUUCAAUGCAUGUGAUGUUUUCUGGAAAUUUAAGCAGCUUGUGCAAGGGAGAGUUUGAGUGUUUAGAUAGUUAUUUUUCAAGAUCUUGUAAUUAUAAAAAUUCUUUGUGGUAGUGUCUUGAUAGAAAUAAAGAAAGACCCUCACGCUCCUUUUCUACUUAAGGUAAAACAUAAGUUGGUGUUGGGUAUGAGUACACCAAAGACAAGCCUUUCAAAAACAUCCCAGGUGCAUUUUGUGAUACAGAGUAUGUACUAAUAUUUUGAUAUGUUGUUGUUCUAAAUCGUUGAGUAUUAACUUUUUAACUAUAUAUUUUUGAUACGUUAAUGAUGUAUUUCUUACAUUUUAUACUCUACAAUAGCUUAUGUUGGAUUUUAUCAAUAAAAUAUAUGCUUUUUU